AGCUAAUCUCACACCAAAACAACAUGGCUAGUAUAGAAAGAAGCGAAGAAACAGACCGAAACUUCAUCGACGAAGAAUAUCUACGAUACCCUGAUCCACAUCAACACCAAGUUGAAAGUUUCUUUAAACCUCUUGAACCCCACUGGGAUCUAAUCAGAGACGUAUUACUCUGGAAAAAGCCUGUUUAUUCGCUUGUGGUGUUUGUUGUUGUCAACGGAACUUUCUGCUACUUUGCAACGGGAAACUUCCGACUGUUCCUUGUCUGUAGUGUUAUAAUCGGACUGAGUMUUUGCGUUGAAGAUAUUAGGAGUAAAGUCGCUGGAGUUCUGGAACGAGCUGGAAUCACCCCAGAGGAGAGAGAAAGCUAUGAAGCAAGUUUGAUCUUCCAACGAUUUUGCUAUAAAAUAGCUCUGAUAUGGGGAUUUGCAGAACGUAAUCUUGAAAAACUUCAGAGAAUUAAGCAGCAGAGUCAUCAGAAGUAUUAUGCAGUCUUAGUUGCCAUCUUCAUUGCGGCAGCAUUUGCUUACCAGUACAUACCUUGGCUUAAACUCUUUUACUGCAUAUUUGUAUUUCUGUAUUUAUGGACACCUGCCAAGUAUCAUGGAACUCACAGGGUCAUCAUUGGUGUUGUUGAGCCUUUUUUUCAACCAUUUAUCACACACUGGAGACACAGUAGAACCAAACGGCAACGGGAGCAAAUUUUAAAAGCACAAAAAGGAGUUAUUGAUGAAGAAGACAGUGAAGAAGAGUUCACCAAAGAAUACAAUCCACAAGCACAAAGAGGGGAUGAAAACAAUUUUCAAGAAAGAAUUGUAAAAGAAGAAGAASAACAACCACUUUUUCCAACUAUACAAAGUGAUUCAUCWUCAGAGUUAUUAAUYGAUUUAACUGAAGAACACCUACCACCUCCAGAUCAAGAAGACUGGUCUUCAGCAUCRUCUCAAGAUGCGAUGCGGUUGGACUUACCAGAAUCAAGCGAAAAUGUUCCCUCAGAUCUUGAAACACCAGGAGGGUCAUCUUUGAGUUUCAAYAGUUCAUCUUCUUUCUUGCCUGAUAGUCAGGAACUACCAUCAAUGUCUAACACUACAGAUCACUGGGAGUUCAAUGAUGAYGAUGAUUUUGCACAAGGUCUGGAGUUUCCAGACAUUGACGACAAAGACUAUCACAGCUCAAAUGAAUCUUUACAUGCUAGUGAAAAGAAACCAAAUAAACAACAAUCAAUUUCACAGAAACCUAAUAAAAAAGGGCAYAAAUCAAAAGAAACUUCAMGUGAAMUCCAGCAGUCAAAUUCUGCAGAUGGAUCAGAUUUUGAACUACUGGAUAAAUCCGAGAUUGAUGACAUGGAUCCAUCAUUGAAYRAUGAAAGACCUGGGAGUAGUGGAUCACURGGUAGUAUGGGAAAGUGGUUGGGAUUGUAACUACACAUAAUAAUAAUCUAAAGGCAUGCCAUGCAUGCCAUGAUUGUUGCUAUGGGUAACAUCUUUAGAUUAUAACAUUUUAACAUAUGUAUGUUCAUCUAGAGUGAUCUCAACUAGAGUACAAAUACUUCUCAGUGCAACGCUUUCCACUAUUUACUGCAAAAUUAACUAUUAUAGUUCUAAUUAAACAAUAGAAAACAAAAGAAUUAGCAGUAUUUAGCAGUAUUUAGUGGUAUUUAUGUUGCACAGUUUUAGUGUUUGUACUCYAACAUUAAUGCUGUCCCUCUAUUUGCUAUCUUGUGUGUAAGUAGUGUAAAUUCAGAUUACAAUAACAUGAUGGCCUUCUGUUGAUAUGUGCAGAUUUUCUGGUGGCAAUAUGGAUCAAGACAUCCCUUGUAUAUUGCAAUUUCACACAAUUUCCAGUAAUAUUCAUGACAAGUCUUGCACCACAUAUUUACGAAAAGUGCAUAUUUAUUCUUUUAUUAUYCACGUAAAGGCAACAAUCGCUUUUAAUCAUAAUUUCCAAUUUUACUAUAAUUAUACUAGUUUUGUGAAUUUACUCUAUUAUGUCACUGAAGGUCUUAAAUCACUUGAAAUCAGUAUGAAAGGCUAAAUUGAAGAAACUGAAAUAGUAAACUCACAAAUAAUAUAUAAUAUAUUAUGGUUAAAUUACUGUAUGCAUAAUAGGAAGCAGUGCAAUUACCAACUAAUAAGGAGUGUUACCCUUGUUUCUAAGAGAUUUUCCUACAUUUAAACYAAACRUGUACAUCUUCAGGUUAGUUUUCUUCUCUCUUGAAGUACUAGGCAUUCUUAUCUGGGAAAGCAGGAUGCCAGGGUGGAGUAGGCCAACAUUACUAAACAUUSCACACAUUCCACACUGGUUAGCACAUUAUUAGUUAUGGGUGUAUUUCUAUUGCAUGAUAUAAACACUGUAUAAAUUAUGUUCGGUAAUGUAUAGGCUUACUCCUUGAAACUAACACUGUUUAUAUCCAUUCUAAGUGGGCUUUCAUUUAUAAUGCGUUUGGGAAGGAGUUCUGAAGUGUUUCUUUAAAAUGUAUAGGGGAGGGCGGGCAGACAAAAGCCCAUGAAACCCUUGUUUACACUUGCGAUUUUUGCAGCGCAAUCGUCAUGCAACAAUCGCCUGAGUUUCAAACAUGCUUGAAAUUUAACGGCAUCUUGCAGCGAUUUUCGAUCGCCGCAAUAAUCACAGGGCUGUUUACACUUACGAUUUGAGGUGCACAAGAACAAAGUGGCAAUUGUCACACAACAAUCGCACUGCAAAAUUCGCAAGUGUAAACAGACCUUAACAGAGAAAUAGGGUUAUAAUUGCAGAUUACUUUGGCAGUYGUGGACUUGGAAAUAAUGAACAAUGACUUGUCUAAUGAAUGAGAUAUGAAAAGGAAUUCUAUUGUUCUGUCAUCCAAUAAAAUGGUAGAUCUGCUAUUUAAAUUUUAAUAAAGAAAUGUGAAAAUAAAAGCUGGMCUUGUGAAGAUGAACUUGUAAAGAUGAACAUAAACAACAACAACAACAAAUAAACAAUUCAAACAAGAA
Messenger RNA from Exaiptasia diaphana, 2969 nucleotides. RefSeq names its product reticulophagy regulator 3. Lineage: Eukaryota; Metazoa; Cnidaria; Anthozoa; Actiniaria; Aiptasiidae. Gene Ontology annotation, biological process: reticulophagy. Bases 24 to 1418 code for a protein of 464 amino acids. The transcript has 8 exons. The record is from RefSeq and is a predicted model, not a curated record.